Molecule: messenger RNA, 327 nt
Organism: Nomia melanderi (Alkali bee)
Lineage: Eukaryota; Metazoa; Arthropoda; Insecta; Hymenoptera; Halictidae
Gene: ND-B12
Product: NADH dehydrogenase [ubiquinone] 1 beta subcomplex subunit 3
Biological process (GO): electron transport chain; mitochondrial respiratory chain complex I assembly
Cellular component (GO): respiratory chain complex I; mitochondrion
Source: RefSeq, a predicted model, not a curated record
AUGGGUCAUGGACAUGGACCACUUCCAGAAAUUCCAAGCCCUGAUAUAUAUAAGGUGGAAAAUUGUCCAAAACUUAAAGCAGUUCAAGAUGAAUUAGCAAAACAAGGAUUAAAAGAUCCUUGGCUAAGAAAUGAAGUCUGGCGUUAUCAAAACUCAAGAAUACCUAGGAAGAAACAAUUAUUAAUUGCUAAUACUAGAGGUAUGGCAUUAGGGUUCGCAGCAUUUUUAAUAACAAUAGGGAUAGAAAAAUAUUUUGGAAUUGAUUAUAACAGUCACCAUGGAGAUGGUCACCAUGGAGGUGGUGACCAUGAAGGCGGUCAUCAUUAA